AUGAGCAUCCGUCUGAGGGAGCUGAUCCGGCAGGUCCGCGGGUGCAAGACCGCGGCGGACGAGCGCGCGGUGAUCGCCACGGAGAGCGCGGCCAUCCGCAAGGCCAUCAAGACGCCGGACGGGCCGUACCAGUACCGCAACGCGGCCAAGCUCAUGUACAUGCACAUGCUCGGGUACCCCACGCACUUCGGGCAGAUCGAGUGCCUGCGCCUCGUGUCCCGCCCGGGCUUCCCCGAGAAGCGCAUCGGCUACCUGGCGCUCAUGGUCAUCAUGGACGAGCGCCAGGAGACGCUGAUGCUCGUCACCAACGCCAUCAAGAUGGACCUGCAGUCGCGCAACCCCGCGGUCGUGGGCCUGGCGCUGAACGCGCUGGGCAACAUCUGCUCGCCGUCCAUGGGGCAGGACCUCGCGUCCGAGGUCGAGCGCCUCCUGCGCGCGCCCAACCCCAACGUGGUGAAGAAGGCCGCCCUCUGCGCCCUGCGCAUCGCGCGCAAGGUCCCCGACCUCGCCGACAUCUUCGUCGCGCCCGCGGGCGAGCUCAUCGCCGACCGCAAUCACGGCGUCCUCCUCGGCGCCGCGGAGCUCAUGGCCGCGCUGGCCGCCGCCUCGCGCGAGGCCCUCGAGGCCUACCGCCGCCGCGUGCCCGCCGUCGUCGCCGCGCUCCGCUCCCUCGUCGUCUCCUCCGUGCCCGGCAGCGCCCGCGACUACGACGUCCAGGGCAUCACCGACCCCUUCCUGCAGGUGCGGCUCCUCAAGCUGCUGCGGCUGCUGGGCGCCGGGAGCAAGCGCGCGUCGGACGAGAUGUCCGACCUCCUGGCGCAGGUCGCGAGCAGCGCGGACCUGCAGAAGCAGGCCGGCGCGGCCGUGCUGUACGAGUGCGUGACCACCAUCAUCGGCGUCGAGUCCACGGGGUCGCUCCGCGUGCUCGCGGUCAACAUCCUCGGCAGGUUCCUGGGCAGCAGCGACAACAACAUGCGCUACGUCGCGCUCAACCUCCUCGGGAAGCUCGUCGGCAAGGAGGCGCAGGCCGUCACCCGGCACCGCGCCGCCGUCAUGGAGUGCGUCCGCGACAGCGACGUGUCCAUCCGCCGGCAGGCGCUCACCGUGCUGCACACCCUCGCCACGCCCGCCACGUGCCAGCCCAUGGCCGACGACCUCCUCGCGUACCUCGCGGCGUGCGACCCCGAGUUCCGCCCGCACCUCGCCCGGCACCUCUGCGCGAUGCUGCUGCGCUGGGGCCACACGGACCGCGCGUGGUACGCCGCGUCCGUCGCGCGGCUCCUGCGCGACGCGGGCGAGCACGUCACCGAGGAGGACGCGCGGCAGGUGAUCACGCACGUGGCCCGCGCGGGGCCCGACGCCCAGGCCACCGUGACGCGGCUCCUCCUGCGCGCCGCGCUCGAGCACCGCACGCUCGACGCGUCGGGCAUGCUGCUGCUCGUCGCGGUGUGGUGCGCGGGCGAGUACGGCGCCGACCUCGUCGCCGCGGGGGGCGCGCCGGCGCAGGACGCCGUCGGGCUGCUGCGCCGCGUGCUGUCCGGCGCCGCGCCCGCGCAGGCCAAGGAGUACGCGCUGACCGCCGCGGCCAAGCUCGCGGCGCGCUCCUCCCAGGACGCCGCCGGCGCGCGCGAGCUGCUGGCGCCGCUCAAGUCCUCGCCGGCGCUCGAGGUGCAGACGCGCGCGUGCGAGUACGCGCGGCUGCUCGAGGCCGGCAGCGACGUGUCCGCGGGCGUCAUGGACCGCAUCCCCGCGCUCGAGGGCAACAGCGCCACGCUGUCCACGCUCGCCGCCGCCGACGACAUCGCGGGGCUCGCGGCGUCGCCCUCGGCCGCCAUGGCCGCGGGGAUCGCGCACGAGGGCGGCGCGGACGCCCUCGCCGACCUGCUCGGCAUGGACCUCAUCGGCGGCGGCGGCGGCGGCGGCGGCGACGUUGUUCAGGCCCCCCCCGCGGACCAGCAGCAGCAGCCCUCGGGCGGCGGGGGGCUGGACGACCUGUUCGGCGGCGGCGGCGGUGCGCCCGCGCCGUCAUCGGCUCCCGCGCCGUCGUCGGCUCCCGCGCAGCCCGCGCUGGGGGGGCUGGACGACCUGUUUGGCGGCGGCGGCGGCAACGAGGAGGAGAGCGUCGCGCCGACGCCGCCCGGGGUGGUGGUGUACGAGAAGAACGGCGCGACGAUCCGCAUGGACUUCGCUCGGAGCGAGGCGGAGCCCGGCGUGGUGACGGUGACGGCGCACGCUGUGCCGUCGGGGCCCGAGCCGCUGACGGGGUUCUCGCUGCAGGUGGCGGUGCCCAAGUCGAUGCAGGCGUCGCUGGAGGCGCCGUCGGGGACGGAGGCGCGGCCGGGCGGGCCGCCGAUCACGCAGCGCAUCACGGUGCGCAAGCAGGACCCCGCGCGGCCGCUGGCGCUCAAGCUGCGGGUCGUGCAGACGCGCGGGGGCGCGCAGGUGGUCGACAUGGCCGCGGCGACCAACGUGCCCGCGGGGCUCUGA
Messenger RNA from Pedinophyceae sp. YPF-701, 2487 nucleotides. The record is from the annotation of a GenBank genome assembly. NCBI's taxonomy places the organism in Eukaryota, Viridiplantae, Chlorophyta, Pedinophyceae.